AAGAUUUCAAAAAGGAAUGGCCAAGAUUCUAAUGCUGAAGCCCAGCUGCAGCAGCAACCAUUAUCUAACCACUGCAUCAAUUCUCUCUCCACAAAACGCCGCCGUUUCACUAACAAAAGCCACCAUGGCUAUGUGCUCGAGCUUUUGCCCUCGAAUAAAUAUCCAAUUUCGAGCCAAACCCACUUCUCGUUUCUCCAUUAAACCCCAAUUCUCUGUUCAAUUUAAGGCUUUUUCUUCCCAAGAUUCCAAUCCUCCCCCCAAAGAUGAGGUGCCAACUCGCAUCGGCUUUUUGGGUCUCGGAAUUAUGGGUUCUCCGAUGGCUCAAAAUCUCAUAAAAGCAGGAUGCGAUGUUACUGUCUGGAAUAGGACCAAAAGCAAAUGUGAUCCCCUUGUCUCAUUGGGUGCUAAAUAUAAGUCCUCUCCCGAGGAAGUAGCUGCCUCUUGUGAUGUCACAUUUGCCAUGCUGGCUGAUCCCGAAAGUGCAGCGGAAGUUGCGUACGGAAAGCAUGGAGCUGCAAGUGGUAUGAGUCCCGGAAAAGGUUACGUAGAUGUUUCCACCGUCGAUGGUCCCACCUCCAAAUUGAUCAGCACACGCAUCAAAUCUUCCGGAGCACUAUUUUUGGAGGCACCGGUUUCGGGUUCGAAGAAGCCGGCUGAAGAUGGACAGUUAAUUUUUCUUACAGCAGGCGACAAAUCCCUAUACGAAACAGCUGCUCCGUUUUUAGAUAUCAUGGGAAAGUCAAGAUUUUACCUUGGAGAUGUCGGAAAUGGUGCUGCAAUGAAACUCGUCGUCAAUAUGAUUAUGGGAAGUAUGAUGGCAUCAUUUUCCGAAGGAUUGCUUCUCAGUGAGAAAGUAGGCCUCGAUCCAAAAGUGCUCGUCGAGGUUAUCACCCAAGGUGCGAUAAAUGCACCAAUGUACUCGAUGAAAGGUCCUUCGAUGGUUCAAUCUCUAUACCCCACCGCAUUUCCGUUAAAGCAUCAGCAGAAGGACCUUCGACUUGCUCUGGGAUUGGCUGAAUCGGUUUGUCAGCCAACUCCGAUAGCGGCGGCUGCAAACGAGCUGUACAAAGUAGCCAAAUCUCGUGGUUUAAGCGACGAUGAUUUCUCGGCUGUCAUUGAAGCACUGAAAGGGAAACUGGAUAAAUUAUCAUAGAAGAAUUCAUUCAGCUUUAUAUUGAACUAUAAAGCAUGGAAUUUAUUUUUUUGUUUUUUUGGAAGAAAACGUGCCUCAUUUUGCAUUUUUUAUGUUACCAUUUUGCCCUUUACCAUCUGUGGAAAAUAGCAACAAUUCAAAUACAUUUUAUGUCUUCUACAUUAAAUUAGUGAAUUAAGUCGUCGUUUGCUUAUUUA
Erythranthe guttata (spotted monkey flower) is the source of this 1350-nucleotide messenger RNA. It is a transcript of the gene GLYR2, whose product is annotated as glyoxylate reductase 2. NCBI's taxonomy places the organism in Eukaryota, Viridiplantae, Streptophyta, Magnoliopsida, Lamiales, Phrymaceae. Gene Ontology annotation, cellular component: chloroplast. Gene Ontology annotation, molecular function: NADP binding; NAD binding; oxidoreductase activity. The record is from RefSeq and is a predicted model, not a curated record.